AAAUUUGGGUGACUCUGCUUCAUCGUCAAUCCCACUAGCCAUGGCCUCCUCUCCGCGACUCUCUUCUUCCCUCCUCCUCAUCGCCGCCGUGGCUCUGCUCGUAUCUCCGGCGACUUGCCAAACCUGCGAGUCACAGACCUUCGCUCAACGCAAUACCAAGUUCUCCAACUGCACAGAUCUACCCUCUCUCAAGGCCCAACUCCACUGGACCUACGACCCAUCAGCCAGUCCCAAUCCCACUAUCAGUGUCGCUUUCAUUGCCCCUCCGGCGAGGCCAGAGGGAUGGGUGGCUUGGGCCCUUAACCCGACCGGCUCCGGCAUGCUCGGGGCCCAAGCUCUCAUCGCCUUCAAAGACACCAACGGAUCCGCCGUCGUCAAGACGUACAAUAUCUCCUCCUACAGCUCCAUCGCCGAGUCCACAAUCUCGUACGAGGUUCUGAGCAAGCGAGCGGAGUUCUCCGACGGAGUGAUGAGGAUAUUCGCCACGCUGGCGCUGCCGACGGGAGAUGAGAAGGUGAAUCAGGUAUGGCAGGUGGGGCCCUCGGUGAAGGAUGGGGUUCCGGUAAAGCAUGAUUUCUCUCCCGAGAAUUUGAACUCCAAGGGAACUCUGCAGUUGGUGAGUAAGGCGGCGGAGGAGGAUAAGAACGGCCCGGCGGCGGCGCCGACGAGCAGUAACGGCAGUGGGGCCCCCGCUGGGGCACAGAGCGGGAAUGAUUCUGGAGGUAGUUCGAGGAUUUGCGCGAGCGUCUUGGGGUUGUAUGGAGCUUUGGUGCUACUUGGGGUCUCACUCUUUUUGGGUUUUUAGAUGUUACUGUUUUGAUUUAUUUUAUUUCACACUUAUAUCAAAGUGGAAAUUAUUUGUUAUAUUUGGUAAUUUUUAAAUAAAUUUAGCAUAGA
This is a messenger RNA of Sesamum indicum (sesame), 897 nucleotides long. RefSeq names its product cytochrome b561 and DOMON domain-containing protein At3g25290. The record is from RefSeq and is a predicted model, not a curated record. NCBI's taxonomy places the organism in Eukaryota, Viridiplantae, Streptophyta, Magnoliopsida, Lamiales, Pedaliaceae.